CGUUAUCAGAUGAGAGGCUCAGUGUCACACCUAGGAGGGGGAAGAAAGCUUUCCAUACCUUUGCAAUAAACUGGGGACCCCAGUCUGAUACUAUGUCCUCGGGAAUCCAGAAGACAUGAAAGACGUGAUUGAAGACGAGUUCUGCAGUUUGCAUUGCAGUGGGAAUCUCAUUGAGAGGAAGCAGAUCACAUGAUUUAUAAAGUCGAUCAAUGACAACAAGAAUGCAUGUGUUACCAUCAGAGGAGGCCAGGUCUUUGAUGAAGUCCACUCCUAGGUGUGACCACGGGCGAUUGUGAACAGCAGCAGAUGGAGCUUGCCUGUUGGUAGAUGGCUUGGGCUCUUUGAGAUGGCACAGUCAGAGCAGCCUUGAAAGAAUCUUCUCACGUCCCUGGCCAUGUUGUGCCACCAGAAAGGAUCUUUAAGCAGCGAGAGUGUGCUGAUGGCUGCUGGGUGAUGAUUGGGGUGCGCUGACUGGGACACCCCGGUGGAGCUGUUUCAAGGGCAUUGGAGGAUGUGGUUAGUUGCUGUGACCACUGGAUGGGACUCAGAAUCAAGUUGGGAGGCAAGAUGGGCUCAGGUUCCUCUGUGACCUCUUCUGGAGCAUGAAGACGGGAGAGGGCAUCAGCUUUGACAGUCUUGGUACCCGGAUAAUAGGAAUUGUAAACAGAGAACACUGGAGACAUGAAGGAAGGGAAGACUCGCUGGAGUUCAGAAAGUCAGGUAAGUAGUCCACUUUGUACAAACGAGACCAGACAAUGAGGUGAGACGAGGUGUGUGCGUUUGUAGCAGUCCUACUGAGUGAGCAGGAUGAGUAGCAGGCGUGUGUGAUCAGAAUUCUGGUGAUGGUGAGCGCUGCGAUUGGCUGAUGUUGGAGCCUGGCAAUUCUGUAACAGCAAAUACUUCAAAAUCAUCUGCCACUUGGUAGAAGCUAGCAAAAUUAGCCACAAGCCAAUAUGCAAACAUCCCCGUGACUUGCCCUCAUCCUCAAAAAUCACAAAAUUAUGCAAGAUACAACUUAGACUGCAUAGCACUGAGAGUAAACAUGUAUGUGCAACAGUGCAAGCCAUUUUACAUGUUGGCAAGGUCUAAGAAACUAGUCACUAAUAUUUAAAAUGUGAAAAAAAACGUCUCUUUAUAAAGUGAACACAUCUUGAGAGAAAGUCACAAAUAUUCUUCCAGAAAAAUGCAGAAUUUUUCAGACAGCAGGACAUUUAGAUUUGUACUUGUAAAUGAUUUCUGUAUCAAGCUUUUUUCCCCUAAGACACCAUAGUAUUGUUAAGCUUAUGUGUCAUGCACCUCCCACAAUGAGCAAAUAAUGAAUUUGACUUUAGAUAAGUGUACAUUUUGUUGGUACCGAACUGCUCUUUGAAAUGUAGUUGUCAAUUUGUGUUAAUGCUGUAUGUGUUUAUAUCACCAGGAGGAGCAGGUGUUUGUCUGUGGGUUGAAGUACUUUGAGGAAGACUAUGAGUUUGAUGAGGAGGUGGAGGUUGAGGCGCCGCUGAGGCUGAUUGAAGAGAAUGUGAGUUUUUUCGAAGACGAUGAGGUGGAGCUCAUCAAAGUAGCAGUCCCUGAGUUCGCAGACGGCGAUCCAGCUGGCAUCCUGCAUGACUUCGCCAUGAAACUGACUGCUUACCUCGACCUGAAUCUGGACAAAUGCUACAUCAUCAACCUGAACACAUCUAUUGUCAUGCCGCCCAGAGAUUUCCAGGAGUUCCUGGUCAACAUCAAGGCAGGAAUGUAUCUUCCUCAGACAUACCUUGUGCGAGAGGAGAUGAUGAUUACAGAGAGGCUGGACAGCACCAGUGAUCUGGGCUAUUACAUCAAUAAACUGUGCAAAGACAAAGACACGUACAGACUGCAGCGCAGAGAAACCAUACUGGGUAUGCAGAAACGUGAGGCUCUGAACUGCCACACGAUCCGCCAUUUUGAAAACAAGUUUGUUGUGGAGACUUUGAUCUGCGAGCCAUGAAGAACAUGAACCUCUGACGCAGCAGCAGAUCUACAGCGCUUCCUUUCAUUCAGUGAAAAGAGUUGCUUUUGUGCCCGCUUGUUUUUUCAUAGGCCUUUUUUUCACAUAUAUAUUUUUUAAAUCUAGAAUGUGAAAUUCUUUUUUCUGCACAAAGAGGUAUAUUAUAUUUGAGUGUACAUGUAAUGAGUGUCUUAUGCUAUUUUAUGAAUAUUAGGCCUAAUAAAGGGACAUAUUGCGCACAAGAACAAAAAGGGAUUAACAAUGAUUUUAGCCUAUAUAGAAGCCCAAUCAGUUUAGACAGCAAGUGAUUUAAUAAUUAAAGAGUUUAUUCCAUGAGCUUGCUGAAAAAGUAUGAUUUUUUUAUAUAAAAGUGAUUCUGUUGUAUUCAACAUUUGCAACAUCUACUGUAUUUCAAUUUGAUCCCGUUCAAAGGUUUCAGCAAAUUAGUGUAUAAUCUGGAUCACAAUGCUGCAGCGUCACAAUUUGAAGUAUUCUUGAAUUUGCGUUUACUUUGUAGAUCUAUUUCGAAUAACCAUACAAACAGAACACUUCCUUUAAAAUGUUCCUAUCUGAAAUGACUUUUUGUUCUUUGCUCAUUUGUAUAUAAGCUAAACACUCUUCUGUCUUUAGACACAAGCUCCAUUUAAGAAAAAAA
Molecule: messenger RNA, 2624 nt
Organism: Sinocyclocheilus grahami
Lineage: Eukaryota; Metazoa; Chordata; Actinopteri; Cypriniformes; Cyprinidae
Gene: itm2bb
Product: integral membrane protein 2Bb
Exons: 4
Coding region: 1400-1969 (189 amino acids)
Biological process (GO): negative regulation of amyloid precursor protein biosynthetic process
Cellular component (GO): extracellular exosome; Golgi apparatus; plasma membrane
Molecular function (GO): amyloid-beta binding
Source: RefSeq, a predicted model, not a curated record